AUGGCUGCUUUUAAAAGUCUCCGUGACAUCAGUAAUAGUUUCGAACAUGAACUUCGUCGUAUUUCGCGGGAAUUAUUUUCCACUAAAGUCAGUGAACCUUUUGAAGACGUUGUUGCUAAGAAAAUACAAGAUUUAUCAUUAUUUUAUUCAAAAUUACGACUCCUACAAGCCAAACCUUUAGCUGUGACUCCACAAGUAACGGAAUGUAAUAAAAGCGAGCACACAAUAACGGAAUAUGGGGAUACCGUUAUGUGGAAAAUUAUAGAACAUCAGGUCGUGAAGAGUUUAACGCAAACACAUACUAUAAAGAAACUUAUAACGACACCUAAUAAUAGCUUGGAUCCCGAGUUGGUCGAAAGGAAGGAAAAGAUAGUAGAUCAAUUAACAAAAUUCCGCCAACAAGAAAGUCAGCUUCGUCACCUAGAAGCCGUUUUGAAGGAGAAAGAGGAAGAACUUAAAGAAUCUCAAGAAAAGUGGCACAAUGUACUGUGUAGGUUGAAAGAGAGUAGGAAAUUACCGCAAGUAGAGGAAAAUAGUUCUGGACCGUUGUACAAAAAACUUAAAGUGCUUAUCGAUAAAAUGGAGUUAAUGAGAUGGCUGAUUUCAAAAUUGGUUACAUCAAGAACCGGUGAAUAUGACUGGAUCGCUGACCCUCAUCGGAGAUUCAAAGCUUUGGCGUUGGCAAGACAGAAACAUACAAUACAGAAUUAUACUGAAUCAUGA
Messenger RNA from Danaus chrysippus (African queen), 723 nucleotides. Lineage: Eukaryota; Metazoa; Arthropoda; Insecta; Lepidoptera; Nymphalidae. The record is from the annotation of a GenBank genome assembly.